UUCCUUCAAGCAAAGCUUUGGUUGAUCAAAAAUCAAUGGAGAUCUCAUCAGCACUUCAGCAGCCUCACCAUUUCUUGACAAACCCUCUGCUCUUCCCUUAUCAGUUCAUCCCUCAGAACUAUGUCCACUGGACUCAGACUCCUGACUGCCACAUCUACUCUGCUGAUCUCCCCGGUGUGAGGAAAGAGGAGAUCAAAGUGGAGGUCGAGGACUCGAGGUACCUUGUUAUCAGGACCGAGGCCGUUGAGGAAUCAAACGAGCCCGCACGGAGCUUCACGAGGAAGUUCCGGCUCCCGACGAUGGUCGAUAUAGACGGGAUAUCGGCUGGUUAUGAGGACGGAGUCCUGACUGUUAGGGUGCCGAGAUCAAUCACCAGGAGAGGGUUCUUUAUUGAUCCUGCUGAUGUGCUUGAGGCAGGGGAAGGCCUUGCAAGGGCAGCUUGAAAGGAUUUAUUAUAUCAUAUUACUAUUAGAAUAUAUUGAUAGGUUCGAUUGAUUCGAUAUUGUUGUCUGAAAUCAGUUGGCAUGGACAAUAAGGUUUCUGUUUCUGCUUCUCAA
Molecule: messenger RNA, 557 nt
Organism: Punica granatum (pomegranate)
Lineage: Eukaryota; Viridiplantae; Streptophyta; Magnoliopsida; Myrtales; Lythraceae
Source: RefSeq, a predicted model, not a curated record